AAUUUCAAUUGAACAAUCAUAACAUAAACAUUGUAAGGAACUGAAUAGAAUUAUUAAAUAACUCUGUGAAAACUGCAACUAGAAGUUUUAUAACAACAGGAAUAAGUAGCUUAAGUAUUUAGAAUUCAUAAAAAGCUACUGUCAAAGGAUUUAACAUCAUUAAAGCUGAAAUUCAUAAUUAAGUGCUGUAAACAAAAAAAAAAACAGUAUGUCAGUUUCGAAAUAUCAGCUAUACGAAAACAUCCAUAAACAUUUAAAACCACCUAGUGACUCAGGAGUAACAUGUUUAACUACAGAGAAUUACGAUUAUUAUCAUUAUUGCUGCGAUGGAAUCAAUGAUGUUGGUUUUGGAUGUGGCUAUCGUACAGUUCAGUCAAUAUGUUCUAUGCUGAAAAAGAAGCUCAACUCAGAUAAGUCAGUUCCUUCAAUACUUGACAUUCAAAAGAUACUAGUGAGAAUCGGAGAUAAAGACGAGAGAUUUCUUAAUAGUCGUAGCUGGAUUGGAACAUUGGAAGGAUCCUACAUAAUCGAUGAAUUGUUUAAUAUUCCGUGCUACAUUAUCCACAUUUCACAUGACAAGAAAAUUUCAUCUAAAAGCUCUGACAUUAUGAAAUAUUUCAAAGAACAAGGCGGUUUAAUAUUUAUGGGAGGUGACAGCGAUGCUACUGCAAAAAUGAUAACUGGAAUUCACAAAGCACAAGAUGAUAAAUUGUUCCUUCAAGUUGUUGAUCCGCAUUUUAGUCAAAUACCGAAAAAUCCUCAAGAGAUUGUCAACAAAGGCUAUGUGAAAUGGUAUGCUGAAAGUGACGACUUCCUUGAGAAUUCAUUCUACAACUUGUGCAUGCCUAAAUUAAAAUGAAUAACCGUUAUGUUGAGAAAUUUGAAUUUUUCCCGCACUUUACAUAAGUUCUGUAAAUAACACAAUUCAAAUAUAAAAAACCCGUU
Messenger RNA from Chironomus riparius, 945 nucleotides. The record is from the annotation of a GenBank genome assembly. NCBI's taxonomy places the organism in Eukaryota, Metazoa, Arthropoda, Insecta, Diptera, Chironomidae.